Molecule: messenger RNA, 606 nt
Organism: Capsella rubella
Lineage: Eukaryota; Viridiplantae; Streptophyta; Magnoliopsida; Brassicales; Brassicaceae
Product: thioredoxin M-type, chloroplastic
Exons: 3
Coding region: 1-606 (201 amino acids)
Cellular component (GO): cytoplasm
Molecular function (GO): oxidoreductase activity, acting on a sulfur group of donors, disulfide as acceptor
Source: RefSeq, a predicted model, not a curated record
AUGGCUAUCCGUCAAUUGAGCACGAUCGAGCCGUAUCCACCAUAUGGUCCCUUACUGAAAUGGUGUGGCAGGAAACUCUCACGCAUGCAGAUAAGGAAAGAUAAGAGGAGAGUUACAAUGUGGCAAUUGGCGAUCCUUAUAUUUUGUUUGCUCAAGUUAUGUGAACGCCAUAAGGAAUAUGGCUAUGAAUGUAAGUACAGCUGUGAGGAGUUUGAUCCCUUGAUCAAGACUUACGUGUCAUCAUCACCACAACUGUCGAAUGACAACUUGGUUUAUUCCGGUGGUAAGCUUAAAGAAAGCAUCACUGAAUUGGAUUGGGAUGCACUUGUGCUCAAAUCGGAACUCCCAGUAAUGGUUACGUUCACAGCUGAGUGGUGCAUACCAUGUGGUGUGAUAUUGAUCCCAAAACUGAACGAAAUGGACUCACAAUACAAGAAUAAGUUCAAAUUCUACACAGUCAACGCUGACCAGGAGAGAAGCAUCGCAUCACGUUAUGACAUAAAUCAUCUCCCGACCACUUUUGUCUUUAAAUACGGAGAAGCAAUGACUAAAGUCAUCGGACCUGAUCUAAAUAAGUUAGAGGAACUCGUCAAGGAGUACAUGUGA